Dothidotthia symphoricarpi CBS 119687 is the source of this 1077-nucleotide messenger RNA. RefSeq lists its product as uncharacterized. The transcript has a single exon. The coding region runs from base 1 to 1077 and encodes 358 amino acids. Lineage: Eukaryota; Fungi; Ascomycota; Dothideomycetes; Pleosporales; Dothidotthiaceae. The record is from RefSeq and is a predicted model, not a curated record.
AUGGAGAAACAUUACGAAACUGACGGCUGCACGGAAGAGCAGUUGCUAGGCGGCAGCCAGACUACAACGAUGUGGCGUUCCCUCAACCGCAAUAACGGCCGUCUGAAGCAAGCUGUUAGGAUGAUGGGUUUUUUGACCGUAGUGAUGGGAAUCGUGCUCGUUGCAUUUGUGCACCUCACCAUCCAGAUGGGCAAAGAACGAGACCUCGUCCUCCAUCUAGAGCAACAGAUCCACGAGUUUGAGCACCAUGGGAACACUGUCACUAAAAGAGCCAUACCUUGGUUUCUUGGUGCUGCUUUCUGGGUGACGAACCAAGUGUUCGCAUUCUAUGGACUAGCGACCAGUUGCAAAUCCUUCACAGAAAGCCGUCUCGAUGCAGCCACUUGUAUCUGGGGUGCCAUUUCAACAGCGGCCACCUUUAUCGGCGUGGCCCAGCAUGGUGCCUCUACAGUCAAAAUCAUCCACGACAAACUCGCUCAGAACAGCAUUUCUAUUGGAUGGAAACGCAACGAAAUGAUCUUUGAAGCAGAAUCCCAACUUAGUGAGCUGUUCAAGCUACCUUUCACUCUGGAUGGUUUCAUCCCGCACCACCAUCCGAGAAUUGCUCGCAUGAAAUUGGCCAAUGGUACCAUGUGGCCAGUGUUCCAUAUGUAUAACCAUCACAAUACAAGUAUGCAUUUCACCAUGACUGCUUACGAGGAGGAUCACGCUGUCAUGUCUUUUGGCUUUGGCCACAAGAGCGACCCGAACACCAUCGGCAAGCGCGAAACGUACCAGGACGAAUACUUUACCAACGGCGGAAUCGAUUUCACCGACUGCUUUAAUGAUUCGCAGAACACGUAUCUGCUAAACACAGACGCGGAUUACCAACAGAUGGACAGGGAUGUGCAAUGUUAUUACCCUGACCUGGCGAACACCUGGGGCGCUGAGAUUCAGAUCUACGACUCAAAUGUGGAGGGUACUAUAGGCUCGGGCUCUAUUGCCGCUUUCCGAGGUAGCGAUCACGCAAGUAGUGCUAGUGUUAUGCCCGGAUGCCCAGCAGGACUCUCGGCGUCAGACAAAUGCCGGUCGGCAUAA